This is a messenger RNA of Magallana angulata, 952 nucleotides long. RefSeq names its product plasminogen-like. NCBI's taxonomy places the organism in Eukaryota, Metazoa, Mollusca, Bivalvia, Ostreida, Ostreidae. The coding region runs from base 130 to 945 and encodes 271 amino acids. The record is from RefSeq and is a predicted model, not a curated record. Gene Ontology annotation, molecular function: signaling receptor binding; endopeptidase activity. The transcript has 3 exons.
ACCUCAGUGGUAACAAGUAAUUUAUUGAAAAGAUCCAUAAACCAAUGCUUAGUGUUAAAAAUGAUGUAGCAGGAUGCGAAUAGGUUCUUUACGCCGCGGAAUACCACAGCACACUUUGCCUACUAAUUCAUGAAUAGUAUGAUGCCUCGUUUCAAUUUCAUACUUUUUCGUUGUUUCGUUGUUCAGAUUAUCAUUUUAUGUGAAUUUUCUGUACGGACACAGAAUACGUAUUUUCGAUCAUCAACCUAUGUACAGGUUCCUGAGGCAGACGACAGGGAACCAACAGAGGGAAUUCUACAUGACCGCGUGAGUGUCGUUAGUUUAGAAGGAUGUGGUGUGUCGUGCAUGUCCAACGAUCAGUGCUUUUCGUUUUUCCAUAACCCAACACAAGAUAGGUGUAUCUUAUCAUCAAUCCUGUAUAACUCGUCAUUUCGUGUGACAUUGGGAUUUUCGCAGUUUAUCACAAAAGAGUGCAUUCAUUCAAAAGCUGGAUGGGAAUACAUCGGAAAUCGCCGCACUACAAAAUAUGGACUAGAGUGCCAACGAUGGGACCAGCAGAGUCCUCACACCCAUACUUACCAAAGCCUGGGGAACCAGGAGAACUUCUGUAGAAAUCUAGACAAGGAUAGAGAAGAAGAGGCUGGUCCCUGGUGUUUCACCGUGGACCCCGGCACACGGUGGCAGUCGUGUGGUAUUCCUCUCUGCUAUGAUUUUUCAAGAAACUGCAAGAAAACGGCAAACGGAGUGGAUUAUUAUGGGAGAACCAAUGUGACCAAAUCAGGGAGUCCCUGCAAUUACUGGGCGGAUACCUCCCAACAAAACCACACCUACACGUUUCUGGACGACCAGUUCAACUACUGUAGAAACCCAUUUGGCGAUGACAGUGACCCAUGGUGUUAUUCCGAUACAUCCUGGGAUUACUGUGACAUACCGAUGUGUAAUUGAUGAAUAU